AUGUCGGCAUUUCAAGUGCAGAGCUCGGAGAUGCUAGCACGGCUCAAGCCGUUUGGCAUUUCUUUCGAGAAAUCCUUGACUGACCUUAUCAAGGGCAUCAGGGCUCACUACAAAGAGUCUCCAGAAAACCUCCUGGAGUUUCUAGAUAGCGCCAUAGAAGAGUGCAAAAACGAGUUGGCCACUACAGAUUUGGAAGUGAAGGCUACUGCUGUGUUGAAGCUUGCAUACUUGGAAAUGUAUGGGUUUGAUAUGAGCUGGUGCAACUUCCAGAUCUUGGAGAUCAUGAGCAGCUCCAAAUUCCAGCAGAAGCGAAUUGGUUACUUGGCAGCCAUGCAAUCGUUCAAAAGCGAGAAAGAUCUAUUGAUUCUAGCGACUAAUCAGUUCAAGAAAGACUUGAAUUCCCAUAACCACGUUGAGAUCGGCCUUGCCCUUAGCGGCAUAGCUACCAUCGUUACUCCGAACUUAGCUCAGGACAUUGUUGAUGAUAUUUUGGUUAAGCUCACUCAUUCAAAAGCUUACAUCCGUAAGAAGGCCAUUCUAGCGUUGUUUAAGAUUUUCUUGCAAUAUCCAGAGAGCCUAAGAACUAGUUUGCCAAGAGUGAUAGAGAAACUUGACGAUGAAGAUAUUGCGGUGGUCAGCGCCACCAUUACCGUCAUUUGCGAGAUCUCUAAGAAGAACCCCAACAUUUUUAUUGCAUAUCUUCCCAAAUUCUUCUCCAUAUUAGAAGACACUCAAAACAACUGGCUCAUAAUACGUAUUCUUAAACUUUUCCAAAGUUUGCUGAAAGUUGAGCCUCGAAUGAAAAAGAAGAUUCUUCCGUCCAUCAUAAAACUCAUGGAAAAGACAGAUGCCACCUCUUUGGUCUACGAAUGCAUAAGUUGCAUCGUCAACGGAGGUAUGCUCUCUGCUUCAUCUUCAAAAGAUAAGGAUGUAGCGAGAACAUGCAUUGGCCACCUUUUGAUCUUCUUUGUUGAUGGAGACGCAAACUUACGAUUCGUUGGCCUCAUAGCCUUGAUCAGCAUCUUAAAGAUCUUUCCCGAGUUCAUGCAAAACGAUAAGCGUGUUUCACAGUACGUGAUGCACAGUUUGAAGGUGAAGGAUACCAUAGUUCUUAAGAAAGGUCUUGAGAUCUGUCAAUACCUCGUUACUGAAGACAAUAUCAUUGAGAUCAUCAAGGAGCUUCUUUUGCAACUCGUUCCAGACGAGGCAAAUCCCUGCAUUCCUGAGAAGUUGAGACUAGAGAUUGUCUCUAAGAUCCUUCAAAUUGCAUCUAAAGACAACUACUCCAACAUUCCCAAUUUCAACUGGUAUGUUACCGUUCUCAAGGACGUGGUAAAUACAACUCUUCUACCUUUGGACAGCAAAGAUUCUGCUGAUCUUGCUCCUGUCUUAUCUAAACGUACGCUGGACAUCAUAGCCCGCAAACUUGGUUCUGAAUUAAAAACUGUCGCUACUAAGGUGCCCUCACUUCGUCCUUACUUGAUGAAGCAUGUUGUGUUUGAAUUCGUUAAGGACAAACGGAUCUUGCAAUUCUGCCCAAUCUUAAUGAAGGAUGUUUUUUGGCUUAUGGGUGAAUAUAUAAGCGAAAUUGGAAACACAUACGAUGAGUCCGACGAUGAAGAUGACGCAGAGAGUCAAAGUUCCGCAUUAGGGUACAAAAUUCAAAUGUUGAAUACUCUUGUCAAUAGCUUUGUUGACAAAGAAUUGGGAAAGCUGGACCAGUUUCCAGUCUCACGACUUUUAUUGAAACUUCCACUUCCUGAUGUACAGAUUGUCUUUAUUCCGUCGCUUGUGAAGUUGUAUAGUGACAUUGUUGUUGAUUACGUGUCGCUUUAUGUUCAGCAUGGCAAAUUGAGUCAUGAGCCCUUUGGUCAAUUGUCCUAUUUCUUGUUCAAGUGUAUCAAAUUCCUUGAAAAUUGGGAAUCUCAUGACCAUUAUGAGGUCCAAGAAAGAGCUUUAUCCUGGCUAGAAUUUUUACGUCUCAGCAUGGACGCUAUGGGUGGAAAAAGUAGCCUUGCUUUGAAUAAAGUCAAGGAAGAGGAACUCAACUAUUUCAAUCGCAAAGUAUCCCUCACAAACGAAGAUACAAACAUUGAUGAUGACAGCAAUAAUGCGAAUGAAAGCGAGAGUGAAGACGGUAAUAGCUCAUCAGAGGAAGACUCCUCAGAAGAGGAUAGAUCAAGUAUUGAUGCCUCGAUGAAGCAAGACUUGGUGAAGACCCGAUUGAAUGAUUCAACUGAUAUCCCUUCCGACAUACCGGACGACAAUGAACUACCACAUCUCCUUACUUCAAUCUUGCCGUCGUUCUUCAAGUCGUAUGCGCUUAAUCCUGUUGCUGCUUCUGCUCAAAAGAUGAUUCCAUUGCCCGCUGAUAUUGACCUCGACGCUCCGAUAAAUACGCCACCCGAAUAUUGUUUGAGAGAAGACGAUCCGAUUGUUUUCAGGGAUUCCGAUGAGUCUGACGAAGAAGGGCUUCCUCAAGAAAAAGACAUUCAAAAAGUUGAUGAGGAGAUUUCGCGUGAGCGUCUUGAACGAAUGAAAGACGAUCCAUUCUACAUAACACCAAGCGACAAGAAGAAGCGUAACAAGCAGAGACCUCAGCUAUUAUCAACGCCAUCUGAAAACACAGAAUCUGGAACGCCUAGUGAAAAGAACUCUCUUGUUUCAUUAGAGGAACUCGGUCGGAAAGAAUCAAAAAAGGGCAAAAAGAUUAAAAAACAUAAGGUGACCAUUCUUAGUGAAGAAGGCUUUGGGGAUAGCAUCGAGAGUCCUGCGCCUGAGGCUGCUCCAGCUGAAACUGGCAAAAAGAAAAAGCCAAACAAAUUUUUGAUCAAUUCAUCCAAUCUUGACAACUUUGAUAUAAACUCUUCACCCGCGGAAGUUUCUGACUCCAAGAAGGCAGAGGAAUACGACAUCGACUUGGAAGCUUUAAGAAAGCAACUCGAGGAAAAGGAGAAAAAAAUUCAGAGGAAAGAAGCAAAGAAAGCGAAGAAGAAGAAAGAGACCAAGUCAAAGGAGAAAAAGGAAAAGCCUAAAGAGCUGAAGGAAUCUGUAAAUAUUGUCGAUCUGAAGCUUGGUAAGCCGGCUCCUGUUCUUCCACCUGAAGAACAGCGUGAUGCAGAGAAAAAGAGUGAAACCCCUGAGGUAAGCACAGACAGCCAGGUGGUUGCAGUGAGCCUGAAGCCAAAAACGAAGAAAAAAAAGAAAGCGGUCAUUUUGGAUUAA
Messenger RNA from Candidozyma auris, 3225 nucleotides. It is a transcript of the gene APL5, whose product is annotated as Apl5p. Gene Ontology annotation, cellular component: endosome membrane; membrane coat; AP-3 adaptor complex. The transcript has a single exon. The record is from RefSeq and is a predicted model, not a curated record. Gene Ontology annotation, biological process: Golgi to vacuole transport; protein targeting to vacuole. The coding region runs from base 1 to 3225 and encodes 1074 amino acids. Lineage: Eukaryota; Fungi; Ascomycota; Pichiomycetes; Serinales; Metschnikowiaceae.